Oncorhynchus gorbuscha (pink salmon) is the source of this 3041-nucleotide messenger RNA. Its product is annotated as lysosome-associated membrane glycoprotein 1-like. The record is from RefSeq and is a predicted model, not a curated record. NCBI's taxonomy places the organism in Eukaryota, Metazoa, Chordata, Actinopteri, Salmoniformes, Salmonidae. The transcript has 6 exons. Gene Ontology annotation, cellular component: membrane. The coding region runs from base 292 to 1092 and encodes 266 amino acids.
GGGCGGUUCUUAAACUCUCCGUUACAUGACGGUUGUCAUUUCUUCUUGGUGCAGAGCAUAAAUCAUCCGUGGUAUGUGACGGUCCAAACACAACGAUCAUCAAUUUAAUCGGCACGAGGUAAAGCAAAAAGAGCAAAGUAAUCAAAGGGAAAGGAAAUAUUUCCGAAAAGAUUUGUUUCCAGAGGACUCUUGCUCGCGGUAGCAAAGAGAGAGCACGAACAGUGGGUUUGCGUUGUUUCUAGCAAAGCUAGCUCACAGAUCGUCCUGCAUUCCUGUCUCUGGGUCGUGUGCAUGCAGUUGUGUUUCGCAUUGGCAAACAACCGAAUAAAAAAUAUGAAACAACACAACCGCAAACAACCCUUGUUCCUGGCGUUCAUCACGUUUUUAGCGGUCACGUUGCAUCAGAGCUUUGCUGCCACUGACGUCCCGCCCACUGCUGCUGCCCCUCAAACCACGGCUCCGCCUCCUGCGCCCCCAGCCCAGCCUGAGAGGGGAAACUACACUGUAACCAACGGCAAUGGGACCGUCUGUCUGAUGGCCCGCAUGGGACUGCAGCUCAACAUCCGCUUCAGCUCUGCCUCUCUCAAUAAUACUGUGCAAGACGUGUUGAACCUCCAGCCCAACGUGACUAAGAGCUCAGGGUCAUGUGACUCGGACAGUGCCACCCUGCUGCUGAUGGCUGAGGAGAAAACCAACCUCACCUUCGUUUUCUCCCUGAAUGCCACGUCCAGUAAGUACCACCUGAGUGGAGUGACUCUGUCUGCAGCCUGGCCGGACAUGAGUGAGCCCUUCUCAGCCAGUAACAGUAGUCUGGACUACCUGCGUGGUACCCUGGGGCGUAGUUACAUGUGUCGUGAGGAGCAGACUCUGGCUGUGGCUGUGAACUUCUCUCUCAACACCUUCCAGCUGCAGGUGCAGCCCUUCGGCCUAACCGGGGACCAGUUUGGUACAGCGGAGGAGUGUCAGCUGGAUGAGGAUGACAUGUUGAUCCCCAUCAUCGUGGGCACUGCGCUGGCCAGCCUGGUCCUCAUUGUCCUUGUGGCCUACCUUAUCGGCAGGAAGAGGAGCCAUGCCGGGUACCAGACUAUCUGAGAUUACUUCCUGUCAAUUGACCCCCCCCCCCACCCCCACCCGAUUGACUGAACCUCACUCCGACCCUCAACUGAACUUCCCCAACCCCAUUCAGUUGGUCUUACCGUAGAAUCCUUGCUGCCACCUCCUCCCCUUUGUACUCACUUACUCCACGUUGGGUCUCCAUGGGGUUGAUUUGCACUUUCAGAACUGAACUGCUCCUUUGUAUGCUGACAGAUUGUAAUGACAUAACGAAACAUUCAACACAGUCACUCAACACUGCAAGAGGGGAUGGUGUGGUGGCGUGCUCAUAACCAUAUGCUGAAUAAUAAUCCACACUCUGUGUAGCCUGAGGUAUUUUUAUCAUGCUUACGUUUUACUGGUGUCUGACAUGGGAAUUCUGAGGGAUUGUUUGUUUACAAGCAUUGCUGCUGCUGCUUAAUGGCUUUUUUUGUUUUUGAUGAUGGCCAUUGUCAGUCACAUAAUAGGUCACUGUUACUCUUGUGUGAAGGGAAUAUUAUGACUGUAGCUGGCUGCUCCCCUCUCUCAACCAAUGAAAGUUAACUUGUUGCAUAAUGUUUGCAACAUCAUUGAAUAUGGAGUUGAUGGAAGUUGCCUCUAACCGCUGGUCCGGGGUCAGAUAUUUUUGUAUCCUGUUUGUUAGGAGUUGAAUAAUUUGACCUUAGAUCUGUGGUUAGGGGUUUAGCUUGGGACCGGAGGUCAGCUGCAGAUUGGGAAUGGUAGUGUUUGUCAAUCCAUAGGGGCACAUUUUUGUUUACUUUGGGUUCCCCUUGGAAUGGAUUGAGGAACAAGGAUGAAGGUAAUUGGAUGGUAAAGCAGUUGUCUGCAGAGAGGGGGACUAAUUUAUGGUAAUCAAAGUCCACAAACCACCCUAUAACCCCUAAAUAACUUGGAAUCUCUACUUUGUCUGACUAGUACAUUUGCAGGGCUCGAGGUUGUUUCUGGACCAGGCCUCAGAUUUUUUUUCUUAUGAUUCUAAGAGGGAAUGUGAAACAGAAUUGACAGAACGAGCAUCACGCUACACUAGAAUGAAGGAACGUGGUGGGCGUGCGUGUGCUCCACUUAGACAUUGGUAUUACAGCGCACUGUACCAUGGCUGUUAUGAAACAUGACUACCAUGUUACUACCUAAUUGAUGUGCCAAUUCUUUCCCCUUAGCAGUGAAUUAAACCUGGUUUUAUGAAUACUGGUACUACCAAUUAUAGUUACAUUAAGACAGAUCUGUUGGUACUUCCAGUGAUUAUGUUAAGUAAAAUUACAUGGUGCUCAAAGGCCGAAUACUAGUUUAAAAUGUAACUGGACAUUUAAGUGAAUAGUUGUUUUCUCAAGUUAGGGUUCAGGCUAUUAUAGUUAGAACAAUUUAAGGGAGUUGGCGUUACUGUCCAUAGUACAACACCAUUUUAGAGAGGAAUACAUCUUAAAUGCCCGUGCCAAAUGGAAUCUGUGCCUCCCCACUUACAAGAAGGACGGGAUCUAUGCCAAUGUUAUAGUUUCUCUCAGUUAUGUCUCAAAGUACACCCUAUUCCCCAUGUAGUGCACAUCUUCGUUGUCAUUGGGGACAUACCCUUUCUAUCUACACAGCAUGUGACCUUGUUAGGGACAUUCCCUUUGUUGAUUUGCCUGGCCUAUUGAAUGAUCAUAGAUGAUGCAUUGUUUGUAGUGAAACGGGGAAGUGAAAAGGAUGUGAACUUUCACUCCACCCCUCAUUUAGAAUUGUUAAUAUCCAUAUGUAGUGAUUCAGGGCUGGAUUCAAUCAGUAUCAGAGCGAGAUGUUCCUGUGUUUGGAGACUGCAUUAACGUAAGCGCUACAUGUCAACUCAAUCAGCAAUUACCUGCAUUUUAACGCGGCUGUUCCGCGAUACAGAUUGGAUCCGGCCCUUAAGGUUUAAAAGAAUGUUUUAAUUGUUUUCUAAAAGCGGAGCAAAUAAAAAAGGUGAGGAAUGAGCUCUA